GUCGCUAUACCACUAUCAAUUUUUUUUGGUUAACCAAUCAAAAACCAGCUCCAAUUUUCAUAUUUGAAGUAAAAACAUGCCUAAAAUUUCACAAUAAAUCGAAAUAUUUCAAAAUCUCAGUAAUGCAAAGGACUUCCUUCUAAUGUACUUAAAUAACCUUAUCAAAUGUAAUUCGCAUUCAGUCGCUGCUGCUUUAAAGUACUCGAAAGUUGUGGGUCCUAACCUAAAACUACAAACUAUGCCAAAAAUACCGAAACAUAUACCAGAAGCUCAAAAGCAAAGGAGAUUAAUUAAGGAAAAGUUUUCGAGGUAUGUACCCGGACGAAUUACUCUGCAAGUGCUCGGCACCGGAGCUAAGGGUGCUCCGCGUAGCUUGUAUGUUUUCUCCGAUCAAUCUCGUUACUUGUUCAACUGCGGGGAGGGUACUCAGAGGCUGGCUCACGAGCAUAAGAUGAAGCUUUCAAAAUUAGAACAUAUUUUCGUCACUCAAAGCACUUGGAGCAAUAUCGGCGGGUUACCAGGAACUGCAUUGACGAUUCAGGAUGUAGGUGUACCCCAAAUUACGUUGCAUGGUCCGGACGGUCUGGACGAGAUAUUUUUGGCUACACGUAGAUUUGUGAUUUUACGCGAUUUAAAAGUUGAACUUGCCAAUUGCGACAGAGCUAACGUAUUUGAAGACAAUGUGAUGCAAGUGCGAUAUGUUCCGAUUAAGAAAUCCAAAACAGAAUCAACAAGUGAAAGUGAAACAGUGUUUCAACGAACUGCAUCGUUGGACAGUACUAAUGGAAACCGGAAAAUGGGAAGACGUUCCAGAUCUUGUAGUCCAAAUAAAAUGAGGGACGAUAUUGAUGAUUGUAUAGAUUAUUAUGCACAUGAACGUAAGACGCCUUCUUUUUUUCAUAAAAAACAUUGGCGGUCGACCUCAGAGUCUAGACGAAAAAUAGAAAACAGCGAAGGUCACGCGUCUCGCUUACUGAGCCUCCGAGACAGCAAAGAGCAAGGAAACGUAAUGUGCUACGUUUGUAAGCUACAGCCACGACCGGGAGCUUUAAGCUUGGACAAGUGCGUCAAAGUGGGAGUUCCUAGUGGACCUUUGCUAGGUAAACUGAAGAACGGCGAAGAUAUCGUGCUGGCGUCGGGUGUCACUGUUCGAUCCAAGGACGUUUGCGAACCCGACGAUCCUGGACCCGUCUUUCUUGUGGUGGAUUGUCCGACGGAGGAAUACUUGGAGGGGUUUCUGCAGGAGAAAGAGUUCGAGAAAUAUCAGCACACAUCCACUGAUGAUAAUUUAGUGGCUUACUUAGUAGUCCAUUUCACCCCCUCCAAUAUUAUUAACCACCCCAAGUAUCGUGAGUGGAUCAGUAAAUUCUCUCCGAGUACACAGCAUUUAGUUUUAAACGAGACUAACACUUGCAUGGGCAGCGAGUCUGUUCAUAGGGUGCAGUACAAGUUAAAUCUACUGCAUGACGCUGUUUUUCCAUUGUUAAGUGAUCGAGGAUCAAAAUAUGAUUUAAAUCGAUGCCAACCGGAAAUUAGUAAACGAUUAAAGACUGACGAGAAUGGGAAGUUGGAAUGCAAUUGCACUGAAAUUCAAACAAACAAUACAGUAACAUCCCAAGAUGUGUUAAUACAAGCAAAUACUUUUUGUAACUUCCAUUUACGACCGAAAAAAGGUUUAGACAGAUCAAGCGAGUUGCUACUAAAACCUGCAGAGUAUAUCGAUGAGACAAUGGCCGAGGUGGAUUUCGCGAACGUCCUAAACAACCUAAAAACGCAAAUCGGCGCAGUAAAAGAUACGAAGGCUCGCGCCUAUCCCAAUUUCGUCUUUUUGGGAACCGGCUCCUGCAUCCCGAACAAAACUCGAAAUACUAGCGGCAUUUUGUUUCGAACAAACUCGGGAAAUAUUCUUUUGGAUUGCGGCGAGGGUACCUUCGGGCAGUUGGUGCGAUUUUUCGGACCCGACAAGUCCGACGAAGUUUUGGCAAAUAUUAAAGCGAUCUUUGUGUCGCAUCUACACGCCGAUCAUCACAUUGGACUCAUCGGUGUGCUCCAAGGCAGAAGGAGGGCACUGAAUAGAUUACAAAAAUUUUCGACGCCUGCCGUACAUCUUUUAGCGCCAAAACAAAUUUUGACGUGGCUAAACUUCUACGAUAGAUACUUCGAGGAUAUAUCUCAAGAAUUUAAUCUUAUCUCGAAUGACUGUUUGUUACACAACGAGCACACACUGUUUGAAGGGACCGACGUGCACUUGAGAACCUCCUUGGGAAUGAGCGACAUUAGUACCGCUUACGUAAGGCAUUGUCCGAAUGCUUUCGGAGUAGCUUUCACUUCACGUACUGGCUACAAGAUCUGCUACUCUGGUGACACAAUGCCUUCAGAGAAUUUAAUUAACUUAGGCAUGCGUUGCGAUUUGCUUAUCCACGAGGCGACAAUGGAGGAUGAAUUGGAAAAGGAAGCUGUGAUAAAGAUGCACUCUACGACAUCUCAGGCGAUUGAGGUUGGUCGGAAUAUGAACGCGAAAUACAUCCUAUUGACGCAUUUCAGUCAACGCUAUGCAAAGUUACCGAGAUUUAACGAAAAUUUCUCGGAUAACGUCGGAAUUGCUUUUGAUAAUAUGGCGAUUCGUUUAGAUGAGCUACCACUGCUACAUCUGUUUUAUCCGGCUUUACGCUUAAUGUUUGCCGAGCACUAUGAGGAGCUCGAAACGAAGUCGUUCAAGAGACAGAUGAGACAGGAACGGGAGGAAUCGCUGGAUAGGGCGUUGUCGAGUGCAAAAUUACAAAACCAGAAAUCGACAGAUAGCGUAUCACCAACGAAUGAUGUGAACGCGAAUACUUCUGAGGUGCUAAUGGAAGUUGAUCCCAACCAAAGGUAAAAUCUAAACCUACAACUAGUAAGCCCUCUGCAACUUCAUCAUGUAAAUCCCCCGCCAAACUCGGCGCAAAAUCCCGUUCGAUUUCCCCCCCACCUAUUCCCAAGCUCCCGAAAAUCAACAACUCCGCUUCUAUUAAUCCAAAAUCUCAGCAUACAUCUCGCCUCAAGCAUUCCGCAGAUUGCGUUAAACAAGCAAAAGUAGGGCGGUCUAAAACGGAAGAGCAUGGUAAAAGCAACUUGGCCAAUAAAAAGAAACCAAAAACUAGAAGUCUCACGGUAGCAGUGACAAAAGUAGUUUUUCCAACCACUUAUGAAGUUAACUUUAAACAGAAGGGCAACAAAUGAACGCAGUUUUUAUAUAAUUGUUAUUACAUAUUUAGGAACUUUGAAAGAAUUGUAAAAAUGUUGUAAUUAAUGAAUAAAAUACUUAGGGAAUGAA
This is a messenger RNA of Photinus pyralis (common eastern firefly), 3313 nucleotides long. Its product is annotated as ribonuclease Z, mitochondrial. Gene Ontology annotation, biological process: mitochondrial tRNA 3'-end processing. Bases 143 to 2875 code for a protein of 910 amino acids. Lineage: Eukaryota; Metazoa; Arthropoda; Insecta; Coleoptera; Lampyridae. The transcript has 14 exons. The record is from RefSeq and is a predicted model, not a curated record. Gene Ontology annotation, molecular function: 3'-tRNA processing endoribonuclease activity. Gene Ontology annotation, cellular component: mitochondrion.